This is a messenger RNA of Apodemus sylvaticus (European woodmouse), 1546 nucleotides long. RefSeq names its product chromosome 7 C3orf62 homolog (gene C7H3orf62). The record is from RefSeq and is a predicted model, not a curated record. The transcript is spliced from 3 exons. Bases 546 to 1316 code for a protein of 256 amino acids. NCBI's taxonomy places the organism in Eukaryota, Metazoa, Chordata, Mammalia, Rodentia, Muridae.
AAAAUACUUUGUCGGUAACCGACCCCUACAGACCGGAGGAUUCUCCUCCUCAACCCUGGGCCUUACUCCCCUGGUCGGUCGCACUGCCAGGCCAGCGCCGGGGCCUUUGUUCCCCUCCGUGGUCAUGUGAGCCUUGAGCGACCUUUAACCUAGUGGGCGGGGGAGGGGUCGCGGUCUUGGAACGUGGACUCGGUGACCGACCGUUGGGCACUCUGGUGCGGCAACGGCCGGGUGAGGACUCAACGGGGCCCCUCCAGCCACGGCUGGCCGUAGUUCCGGGACCCAGACGGCGGCAGAGGGCGGAGGGAAAGGCUUAGCGGCCACCAGGCUAAGGGAGCUCUGGGGGUGAGGCGGGGCAUCUCGGGCUCCCCGUGACCCAGGUCCUCCGAGAAUGGCGGGUGGUCCUCCCCUCGGAGGAAAGGCAGGGAGGAUGAUGUGUAACCGUAGAUCAAAUUCGAAAUCAGGGCCGAAUCCCAGCCUCUCUAUAGAAGCAUCAUUCUCACGUUGCUCCGCGCGUUUACAGUUACCACUUAAUAAAAGAAAGCAUGGUCGCUUUUAGGGAAAUGUCUGAAAAGCUACGAAGAUGCAGGAAGGAGCUGACCGCGGCUAUAGACCGGGCCUUUGAAGGAGUCAGGCAUUCUCAGGAGAGCACCGCCCAGCAGAGGCUGGACGCGCCGCUCGCCUCCCUGCCGGUGCACAGGCUCCUCUGCAGACCCCCCCUGGCCGCCUGCCCCUCUGCUGCCCCGUGCUCUGGUGCCUCGUGUGCUCCAGAGAACGAGAGCCCGGCCUUUGGGCCACACCAUAUUCCAGUCAAUGCAAAACCCCAGCCAUUAUUCCCCAAAAGAAAACCUCUGACCAGCAAGGAGAAUGUCUUGAUGCACUCUUCCGUUUUGGCACGUGAAAGACAGUUUUGGAGAGCUGCAGGAGAUGGGGAAAACUGGAGAAAAGAAAGUUUAAGGAAGGAUAUGGAGAGAGAUUUAAAAGUUGACCCAAAUAUGCUGCUCAGCAGUUCUAGCCAAGAGGUCACAAAGGAUCUGCUAGACAUGAUUGACCACACAAGUAUCCGAACUAUUGAAGAACUGGCUGGAAAACUAGAAUUCGAAAAUGAAUUGAACCGUGUGUGUGGGCGCUGCCAAGACUCGCCCUUCAAGGAGGAAGCGUGGGCCCUGCUCGUGGAUGGGAGUCCUCAGAAGGCUCUGGAUUCCGACCCCAGUAGCCUCAAGCAGGCUUUGGAUGAUCAGAAUAUUGUUGAGACUGUUCUGGACUUGGAAGAAGACUACAACUUGAUGACCUCCUUUAAAUACCAAAUAGAAUGAGGAGAGUAGAUGCCAGCAGACACAGUGGUGACCAGAACAAGUCUUCACGGAGGUUGGCAGAGCCCGAAUUGCCACACCUUGUUCAAUUUCUGCUGAAUCCCAUUUUGAGCUAAGAGCCCAGGUUUUAGUUCUGUUGUUUUGAAAUGUUAUUUUGGAGUUUUUUGGACUUGACAUUUUUUAAAGUGUAUUUUUGGUUGUGUUGAAUAUAUACAGUCCCCCGGUAGGUUUUA